Messenger RNA from Strongylus vulgaris, 126 nucleotides. The record is from the annotation of a GenBank genome assembly. NCBI's taxonomy places the organism in Eukaryota, Metazoa, Nematoda, Chromadorea, Rhabditida, Strongylidae.
AUGUCAGAUUCUGAUGACGAGAUCCCGCGAUUGCCAGCGGAUACAUUAGCCAUCUUGCAACAGUUCCAGGAAGAACAGCGCAAGAUUACUGAAGGUUUUGCGGAUGUCAUUACGGAAGAUUGGCAG